This is a messenger RNA of Rotaria sp. Silwood1, 2403 nucleotides long. The record is from the annotation of a GenBank genome assembly. Lineage: Eukaryota; Metazoa; Rotifera; Eurotatoria; Philodinida; Philodinidae.
AUGACUUGGACUAAUUAUGUUCGUAUUCCAUGGUUUUGUUUUACACCAACACGUCUGAUUGUUAAACCAUAUAAAUUUAUGCGAUCAAAUCGGGUGUUUCGAUAUGUGUCUAAUGUCAAUCAAUCAAUGGCAUUUGUGGAAUUUCGUGAUGAUACAGGAUCGACAUAUUUAUCAAAGGAACUUGUUCCCUUCUUAAAACAUUACCUUGAAAAUGGAUUCUGGUUUGGUGGUCGUUAUUAUAUUUAUUUACAUCAUGCUCAAUCUCAAAUUCGUCAGAAACAAUUCUAUUUUUAUUGUGAACAUGAAGGUAAAAUGACUCGUGAAGCAUUUGAAUCUUGGAUGGGUAAUUUUGAUAAUGAACGGUUACCAGCGAAGAAUACUGCUCGACGAACACAACUUUUUUCUAGUACACAAGCUACUAUUCAAAUUGAUAAGAAAUUCGUUGAGAUGAUUCCUGACUUAAAGACAACAGAUGGCAAAUAUAAUUUUACGGAUGGUGUCGGACAAAUUUCACCAGAACAAAAUCUAUUGAUUCAUAAAUCAAUUGGUAUAAAUGUUGAUCAUGGCGAUUAUGUUUCAAGUGUUCUUCAAAUUCGCUAUGGAGGUUGUAAAGGUACUAUUGCUGUUAAUCCACUGCUUGAUGGAAAAGAGAAGCAAUUGUUAAUCCGAGAAAGUAUGAAGAAAUUUGAAUGUGAACAUCAAAUACUUGAGUUAUGUAAACGUUCACUUAGACGUAAUUUAUGUCUUAAUCGUGAAGUGAUUAACUUACUUUCAUAUCGUGGUAUUUCUGAUGCACAUAUUCUGAUCGCACAAUUACGAAAUAUUUUAUGGCUAAUGUCUUCUCUUGUUUCAAAUCAAUCAGCUUUGUCUGUUCUUAAAGAUAAGGUUCUCCAUGUUUUACAAUGGUCGAAAAUUUCAUCUUAUCCAUGUUUAUCAAAAGAACCAUUUUUUCAUCGUCUUCUUCUUACAACUGUUUCAAAUAAUCUUUAUGAAAUAGUAACAAGAGCUCAUAUACGUGUUUCAAAAGCACGUUAUAUGUUUGGAACUGUUGAUGAAUAUAAAGUACUCAAACAAGGACAAGUUUUUGUUCAAAUUACUAAUGAAAAUGGAACUAAGACUGUUUUAGAAGGACCAAUUGCUAUUACUAAAAAUCCCUGUCAUCAUCCAGGAGAUUUACGUGUUUUAGAAGCUGUUAACAACAGUUAUCUUCACCAUCUCUAUGAUGUUCUUGUCUUUCCUCAACAAGGUUCUCGACCUCAUGCAAGUGAAAUAUCUGGAUCAGAUCUUGAUGGUGAUGAGUAUAGUGUCAUUUGGGAUUCUGAUCUCGUACCUACUUCACCCAAUCCAAUUCCAUACGAUUAUGAUUCUGGACCAAGUCCAAAACCUCUCAAUCGUGUAGUAACGCGUGAUGAUCGAUUGAAAGUUAUCUUAGACGUUUGUGAACAAGACAAUCUAGGUCGAUUGAGUAAUAUUCAUCUCAUACUUGUCGAUAAAUUUGGUAUUGACAAUAAAAAAGCAACUACUUUAGCUGCUGGAAUAAGUCAAGAAUUAGACAGUGUAAAAUCAGGUCAACAUCCUUUUACAUCAGAACAAAUUAAGAAAAUCAUAUUAACAGCUGGUACAAGUCGGCCAGAUUUUAUGCAAACAUCUGGUUAUACAGAGUAUCAAUCGCAAAAGAUACUUGGAAAACUUUUUCGAAGCGCUCAUCGUUUAACUAAUACUUUUAAAAGUCAAUUUCCUAAUACGAACAAUGAAAUUGUUCUUGAUCAAACCCUUCUUCAUAAUGGUUAUAAAGACUAUAUUGAUUCUGCUCGAAAUCUUUAUAAACAAUAUCAAUUUGAAAUGUUGGAAAUAAUUGGAUCAUACGGAUUUGCAAAUGAAAUCGAUCUUUUUUGUUGUAUUGAUUCACGUAAUAUGAAAGCCAACGAACGAAGUGAUAUUCAACUAACAGCUAAAGAAUUAUUAAGAGCUGUUUUUCAAAAUAUUCAAAAGAACUUUGGUGAUGAUGUUGUCUCAUUUCGUGAAGCAAAAGCUAAAGCAGCUGCUUGUUAUUAUGUGGCAUAUACAGAUACAAAUGUCAAAGAUAAAUGUAUGUUAAGUUUUCCAUGGUUAUUUACUUCUCAACUUCUUGCCGAUUAUUCUGUUGUUUCUGAAGAUGAAGCAGAAAUAAAUGAUUUUAUGGGCAAUACAUUUAAUUCUGACUUCAAUUUAUAUCAUUACAUCAAACAACAAUUGCCAUCAUUAUUAAAUCUACUUUCAAAUGACAAUCAAUUCACCUCUAUGGAACUCUUAGAGACAUGCUUUCAAAAUGUUUGUGCUACUAAUAAUGAACAGAUGAUUGAACACAUCGAAAUGCUUCUUGAACGAUUGAUCACAAUUGCAAAAACUAUACAUUCGAACUAA